This is a messenger RNA of Parnassius apollo (apollo), 3957 nucleotides long. Lineage: Eukaryota; Metazoa; Arthropoda; Insecta; Lepidoptera; Papilionidae. The record is from the annotation of a GenBank genome assembly.
AUGCAACUGGAAUGCUUAGAAUUGGCCGGCUGCACCCUUGACCGGUACAUUAUUGUAGAUAAUUCCCGCCCUUCAUUUUUAGAAAUAACUGGAAUAGCAGCACAAAGGAGUCCAACAUGCAGUGGAUUGAACGCAGGAGACUACAGGAACCUUGCAGCCAUACUCAAUCACCAAAAUUUAUCGCAGCUGAAAAUAUUAAACAAAGUGCCUUUGCCACCAGAAAUUAUGGAGCAUUUUGCUCAUAUGCAAUGUCAUUGUUUGAUGGGAGUAUUUCCAGAGAUAAGUAGAGUGUGGCUGGCUAUAGACAGCAAUAUUUAUGUAUGGGCAUUUGAGCAUGGGUGCGAUGUUGCCUAUUUUGAUGGUUUAGGAGAGACCAUUGUGAGUGUUGGUUUAGUGAAGCCGAAGCCUGGAGUAUUUCAAAAUUUUGUAAAAUAUCUACUUGUAUUAACAACCACAGUGGAAGUUGUAGUUUUAGGUGUAACAUUUUCAGCUAGUAAAAAUGAUGGAACAGGUGAAUUUGAAGAGAUACACUUAGUGCCAGAACCAGUUUUUGUCUUACCAACAGAUGGUGUAUCUAUGAUGUGUGUGAAGUCCACAGCAAAGGGACGCAUUUUCAUGGGUGGUAAAGACGGAUGUCUGUAUGAAAUUACGUACCAGGCUCAGUUGGGAUGGUUUGGUAAACAUUGUAAGAAAAUUAAUCAUUCCACAAGUGCUCUUUCAUUUUUGGUACCUUCAUUUCUUAAUGCAGCAUUGUAUGAUGAAGAUCCUAUUGUUAAAAUCGAAGUUGACAAUUCCCGACAUAUUUUAUACACAUUAAGUGAAAAAGGCUGCAUAGAAGUGUUUGAUUUGGGAAGUGACGGAGAAAGUAUAAGUAGGGUUGUGAGAUUAACACAGGGCAAAAUUGUGUCUUGUGCUGUCGAUAUUGUAAGAACAUUAGAAGCCAGUAACUUUAAACCAGUUAUUGCAAUAUCUGCUGUGGAUGAAGCUGAGUCGGAACAUUUAAACCUUGUAGCUGUAACACAAACUGGCGCAAGAUUGUAUUUUAGUACUGGAAGUGUGGACAUUAAUCAAAGUGGACCACAAAGGCCUCAAUACCUUAGUUUACUGCAUGUGAGGUUGCCACCAGGAUUUACCCCUAAUUCUUCAGUAUUAAGACCCAAACAAGUGCACAGUGCUGUAUAUGAAAAUGGUACACUAGUGAUGGUGUGUUCAGCCGGAGGUGGUGGUGAAGCUGAGACACUAUGGUGUCUAUCACAAGUGCUUCCAGGAGGUGCGGGCUUCAGCGAAGCUCACACAGUGCUGGCAUUAGAUGGUCCUGCGUGGGCUCUCACUGCAUUGCCACCACAGCAAGCAACGCGGCUUUCUUCUGCCUUGCUAUUGAAACGAGAGGUGUGGGCGUGGUCUCGGUGGGCAGUGGUGACGGCUGCGGGCGCGGCAGUGUUGGCAGCUGGUGCGGCGCCCGAGCUGCUGCGCACCUUGUUACGUGACUGCCGCGGUCCUGACGCGCAACCCGUCAAAGAUUUCUUCCAAUUACAUAGAGUGGAACAAGCAUGUGCUUGUGCUUUGUACUUGGCUUGCGAGGAAAUAACAAGUGGCGAUUUGUCUAUCAGUGAGUGGGCGACGCGUGCUUUCUACCUUUACGGUAGUCAGCUUACACCUGCACCUAUAUAUCAGCAAACUUCGCAAAUGCCUUCAAGCAGCAUAGGAUCUCCGAAGUUUUCACCUCGUCAAAUGUCUACACCAAUGACAAUGAGAGGUCCACAAGAUCAAAUUAGGCCCGGUCAAGUGAAUCAAUCGUAUCAGCAAGCACAUAUGAAUCAGUCUGUAGGUGGGGCACCAAACCAAUCUGUGAUGCCGCAGUCACCACUCCAUCACAAUGUAAUGAGUCCAACUGCAUUUAAUCAGUCAUCAUUUUUGGGCAAUGUAACUCAACAUCAAAGAGAUCCAAACUAUCCAAUACAAGUAGAGUACAGUGCUAAACACAAUGCAAUGUACAUAUAUGUGGGUAGAAUUCUUUCACCUAUUUGGAAUCUAAAGUGUGUUUCCAUUUCUCUUACACCAGACAAAAAAGAAUUUAUGAGCAGUAGAGUAACGGGCGAAGACUGUGCAUACAUUGUAAAAAAGUUACAACGUGUCGUGGCGUUCAUGCAGCGCCCGGUGGCUCCACCGCAUUCAGAAGAACAUGCGUCCAUACAUGCAUUGAAGCUUUUUAUAACUAUGGCAAUAGAAAUGUUAAGCCUAUGGCAGGUUCUCUGUGAACAUCAAUUCCAUGUGAUUGCUGCUAGUCUUCCCCCUGAUCAACAGAAUGCUCUGCAAGCAGCAAGUUUCAGGGAGUUGUUAGUAGGAGGGCAAGAAGUAGCAUGUUUGUUGCUUGGAUCACUUGUAGCUGGCUACCUACGUGAUAACGCCUCGGUGGACGGAAUAUCACAGAAGUUACGCCAGUUGUGCCCAACAUUGUAUAGACAAGAAGAUGCUACAUGCUCUAAGGCGAAUGAAUUGUUAAUUUUCGCUAAACAACAGAAGAACCCAGCAGAAAGAGAGGAGAUGCUACAACACGCGUUGAAGUUAUGUAAGGAUGUGGCGCCAAAUUUGAAUUUGCCUUUGAUUUGCUCAAAACUUAUAUCUGUUGGAUUUUAUUCUGGAGUGGUGGAACUCUGUGUAGCUUGUGCUAGUAAACUUGAUCCUCAGGACAAAGCACUUCACUAUUAUAAAAGUGAUCAGCCUUCGCAGGACAGAGAAGGUCAUCUCGCAUAUUACAGAAGAAUGGAAAUUUACCGAGAAGUUUGUGGAGCGCUAGAACGUCUUUACGAGCGUAGCGCGGAGGCGACCAGCAAUGACAUGUCUCCAUUACGCUCCAACGCAACUCCCGCCGCUGACGCUACGCUCACGUUAUCAGCAGCAGAUGCCAACUACCAGGGAAGAAAACUAGUUUGGGAAUGUUUAUCGCGAGACGACGAGCUUCUUCAUGUAGCAGUUUACGAGUGGCUGGUGUCUAAGAAUCUGGGUUCAGAGUUGAUUUCAUUGGGAGUAACUCCGCCGGCCUCGCUACGUACUUACCUUCAUCGAGCCGCCCGCGCUGCUUCACCGCCAGCGGCUUUACAAUUAUUGGACUUGCUUUGGAAGGUUCUGGAACGCGCAGGUGAACAUCUGGCAGCCGCUGAAGUGCUCGAAGGGCUUGCUACUAGACCUGGGUCGGGCGCGACGCUGUCGCAGCGCAUGGCGUGGCUGUCGGCGGGCGUGGUGUGCGUGCGCGGCGCGGGCGCGGCGGGGGUGGCGGCGGCGAGCUGCUGCGUCGGCUGGAGGAAGCGGCCGAGGUGGCGCGCGUGCAGGCCGCAGUGCGUGCCGCCGCCGCCGCGCGUCGUCCGCCGCCGCCGCACCACCUGCUGCGCCGCCUCGAUGACGAACUGCUCGAAAUCACGCAGCUUUACGAAGAGUAUGCAGAUCGCUACAAUCUGUGGGAGUGCAAAGGCUGAAGCCACCGCUAGGAACUUACCCACCGCAGAUGAACGUCUUGCAUCUGUACUUAGCAAAUUAACUACAUUAGGAAGAGAAUAUGUUAAUACCGGACAUUGUUUUCCCCUUUAUUUUAUUGUGCGUCAAUUAGAAAUAAUGAGCUGCAAAAUGCAAUCAGAAAAGAGUAUGGUGUUUAAAGCCAUUUUGAAUAUAGGAGUAUCGUUAGAACAAGUGCUUGAUAUUUAUAUAAAGCUGGUGAGCGUGAACGAGCGCGUGUGGCUGGGCUGCGGCGAGGAGUCGCACGUGUGCGCGGUGGCGGCGCUGCUGCUGCAGGCGGCGCGCAGCGAGCUGCCCGCGCUCGCGCACACGCCGCGCCGCCGCGCGCUCGCGCGCUGCAAGGACCUGCACGAGGCCGCGCUCUCCGCGCUGCAGUCCCGACCAAACACCAAGCAUCUCAUCGAUAAGCUUACAGUGGCGCAGGCGUAUUUGGAUCGUUUGGAUUAA